Fomitopsis serialis is the source of this 327-nucleotide messenger RNA. RefSeq lists its product as uncharacterized. The transcript has a single exon. Lineage: Eukaryota; Fungi; Basidiomycota; Agaricomycetes; Polyporales; Fomitopsidaceae. The annotation marks the transcript as partial. The record is from RefSeq and is a predicted model, not a curated record.
GACGACGACGAGGACACGAGGGUGGAAGAUGAGGACCCUCUAGCAGGGAAGGUCAUACGCAUGGAGCCCACCAUCGUGGAGACUUGGAGGGCGUAUUUCUCGGGCGAGGACGGGGACGACCCGAUGGACGGCGACGGCGCGGAUGGGCUUGACGGAGACGAGGCAAUGGAUGUGGAUGAAGAAGACAGGCCUCCUGAAGAGCAAGCCAGAAACGAAGUGUGGAAACCGUUUGCGUCGGAGCUCGACUGGCAAGUGGCUAAAUGGGUCGUUUGUGAGGAUGUAGGGCAGAACUCCCUGAACCGAUUCUUGAGCAUACCAGGAGUAAGC